AUGGCAACCGUGCAGGGGUCCUCGUUGCCACUUGAUAAAGCUGGGCGGCGUGUCCCACACAUUCCGCCCACCGACGCAUCCGACCUGAUCCACACCCUCGAACUCAUUCGCAAGCGACCCGCGCUCGAUGCGCUCGCCCAAGCGCUCGCCUCGCCCGUCGGGCCUCGCGAUUGGACCCGCUUCUGCCGAUGGGCCAAGACUCUCAACCCCCUCCCCCCGCUCCUCGUCCAAGCUUACAACAGAAGUCUCGUCCAAGACGAGUACCAGAAGCUCCGCCAGGGCGAGCAGGAGACCGCCGAGCACUUCUAUCACAGGUUCACUCACUGGGAACUCCGCGCAAUGUAUCAUCACUGCAACUACGAGCCCCGAAGCGCGUUCCUCGAAUGUCUGAAUGCCCACCUGCGGCCAAAGGUGUGCAGUAGAAUGGACGACUUCAAACGAUAUAACCUGCCGAUCGUCUUUGGCGAUGUCGUCACUGCCGCUCUCAACGAGGACAGUUCCGAGUGA
This is a messenger RNA of Puccinia triticina, 507 nucleotides long. RefSeq lists its product as uncharacterized. Bases 1 to 507 code for a protein of 168 amino acids. The transcript is spliced from 2 exons. The record is from RefSeq and is a predicted model, not a curated record. NCBI's taxonomy places the organism in Eukaryota, Fungi, Basidiomycota, Pucciniomycetes, Pucciniales, Pucciniaceae.